Messenger RNA from Owenia fusiformis, 2617 nucleotides. Lineage: Eukaryota; Metazoa; Annelida; Polychaeta; Sabellida; Oweniidae. The record is from the annotation of a GenBank genome assembly.
AUGGAAGGGGAAGAUGGAGAAUUCUUUCUGUGGGGGCAGGCUGUAUAUAUCAUAUCACAACUUCUAGUUGAUGGUCUUUUACACAUAAAUGAGUUAGACCCAAUCAAACGGUACUUGCCCGCAGCUGAGAGGCCAAAACGAAACACCCGCUACUCCUCAUUUCAAAGCUCACCAACAGAUCUAGUAAUCCAGGUUGUUUUGAUAGCGGAGAGUACGCGUCUUCAACAAAUGCUUGCGACAUAUGGGAUUCAGACCCAAACUCCUCACCAGGUGGAGCCCAUUGAAAUAUGGUCCCCAAAUAAUAUGACAAAAGCUUAUGAGUACCUAGGAGUGAAUAAAAAGCUUGGUCUGACUGGUCGACCUGCUCGACCAAUCGGUGGACUGGGAACAGCUAAGAUAUAUAGAGCCUCGGGCAUGACGAUAGUAUGUUAUCCUCUACUGUUUGAAGUCUCCGAUUUCUACCUUUCUCAGGAUAUUGCUCUUGUCAUAGAUGAUGUCAAGAAUGACUUGGCAUUUCUCGCCAAAUGCUGGAGGUUAUCAGGGCGCCCUCUAUUUGUGAUGUUGAUCAGAGAAGACAACAUCCGAGGUCCAAAUGUGAAGCAAUUAUUGAAUCUCUUAGCUCAAUUUAAAAUGGGAGAAGUCGAUGGAGUUAAAGUCAGAUUGGGGAGGUUACAGGAAUUGAUAUCAAGUGGUUGCGUUGAACACCUGGACUUCCUCAGCCAUUCAUGGCAGCCUGAAAUGGAGUAUGAAUUUCAGAGGUUCUUGGAGCUUGACAGGAAAUCCUCAUUUAGAAGCCUUACGGAUAUACCAAAAAUCUCGAUGAUUGAAAUAGAAGACAAACCACAUAUUGACUUAAAUGAAUUACGGCGGAAGUCAACAUGGGAACUUGCAGAAAUGGUGCGUCAUACUGAUAGCGUUUCUUCCCAGAGUCAACUUCUACACGUUCUGCUUGACCGCGAGGGUCCAGAAUAUAGAAUAGAUGACUCUGUGGUGGAGGAAAGACUUGAGAAGUUAUUACGAAGGGCUGGAUCACAUCAACAGUGGUACGUGACAAGAUUCUGUGCCGCAACUCUGGGAAAACUUGUUGACAGUUUGGCUCCAUCUAUAACAGCGAUUCUAGUCAGAGGGAAACAGAUCACACUUGGUGUUUUUGGGCACGAAGAGGAAGUUGUCGACAAACCCCUCUCCCCUCAGGAAAUCCAAGACAUCCUGUUUACAAAAUGUUUACCCUAUGACAUCAUACAAGCUGUCUUGCAGCAGGAGAUGAUUUUGAAUAUAGGGAAAUUUAUUAGCACAUCACCUGAUCUUUUUAAAGGAAUGCUGAAGAUAAGAAUCGGCUGGAUAAUUCACGCGAUGAAGCUGGAACUGAACUACUGGGAGGAAGGAGGCGAAAGAAUGCUUUACUCCAAAUCCCCGCACACAAUUAAGAAACUGCUCAUGAAAGUCUUACAGUGCAAUAUUGAAGAUAUUGAUCAGAGGUCCCCGAUCUGGAGGAGGCAGCUUGAUGGGGCCCUGAAUAGGGUUCCCCCAGGCUUCUAUGAUAAAGUGUGGGAGAUACUCGAGCGGACACCGGGUGGUCUAAAAGUUGCGGGAUAUCAUCUCCCACAGCAACCAACCCUCUCAGAUAUGACGAUGUACGAACUUAACUUUUCACUGUUGGUCGAACAAAUGCUGAGCAAAAUCAUCGAACCCGCCUACAGACAACUCAUGGUUGAGGCGUUCAUGGUCGUGUCAACCAUCUUGGAACGCAAUCCGGAGCUGGAAUUCCAACGACCUGUCAAUAUGGAUGUUUUGAUUAAAGAAGCUUUCCAGUAUUUUAAAAAUGACAGCCAACCAACUGUUGAAGAAAAAGAAAAGCAAGACAAACAGGAAAACAAUAUGGCGUCAUUUUUCAACACGCCAUCUGUCGGACGUUUGGGAACAACAAGUUAUAUUGCAAAAGCUGUUGUAAACCAUCUCCUCCAGGGAGAUGUAAGGCAUACAUAUGGAGAAUCGUGUUCCAUUUCUUGAAUUGGAAAUAAAGACACGUUGUUGUGUUUUAGAACAAUGAAGAGUUACAAAGAGUGGAGUUUAAAGCCAUUAACAAAGUAUUCAGUUAUUUUGUUUACACGCGAAAUUGUACGGAAAUGAUAAGAACAUCAGGAAAUUUAUUAUCAUUUACUCGUAUUCAAUUUUGAGCCAUACAUGUACAUGUAAGAUUUCAUAUUUUUGAAAAUUUGAUUAAAAUAUCUGAUGUAUAUUAGGACUGGGCCUCUUGUCAUUGCUAGGCUUCUUUUAAUACGGAUCAGCAGUCACUUGCUAUUUUCACCAUCCCAUUGAACGAAUUGCGAAGUUUAUCCAUUUCACCUAGUGUCAACUCAAAUACGCGUUGAAGGAAAACACUUUCCAAUAUGGCCUCAUAAUAUUAUUAUAGUGUGUAUUGUUUUUGUGGACGGUGUUCGGCCGUUGUUGUCGGCGUUUAGCGGCCAGUGUCUGUACCAACUGACAGGUGGUAACAUUUCGCAUGUUAAUGCCAUGUUUGUAAAAAAUGUUAUCUUUGGUGAGGCAUGAGUCGCAUUUGCUCCGAUUCAUCGGCCGGCGCCCGGCAGAUUGAGUAUUUUGUUCAAAAUUGUAUUCA